Cajanus cajan (pigeon pea) is the source of this 540-nucleotide messenger RNA. Lineage: Eukaryota; Viridiplantae; Streptophyta; Magnoliopsida; Fabales; Fabaceae. The record is from RefSeq and is a predicted model, not a curated record.
UCAGCAUAAAAGAAGCAAAUUAGAAGGAUGACAAUAGCUCGUAUUUAAAAAUUUAAAAUUCAUACCAGUUUUUCUGCUGCAACUGUUCAUUUAUUUUUUUUGCUUCUUGUGUGUUUCAAUAUAUUAUAAAUAGGUUUAAAGAAAUCAUUAUUUAAUGUAUUCCAAAAUGGCUUAUGCCAUCCCAAGAUGGCAUUGGUAGUUGAUGAUCGCUUGAAAGUGUGGGAUGAAAAAGACCAACCUCGGGUGCAUGUUGUGCCUGCAUUUGCUCCAUACUAUGCUCAACAAGCUGAGGCAAGCAAUGCAGUCCCUAUCUUGUGUCUUGCAAGAAAUGUUGCUUGGAAUGUUAGGGGUGGCUUCUUCAAGGAUUUUGAUGAUGGUCUUUUACAAAAGAUCCCUCUAAUUGCUUACGAAGAUUGUAUCAAAGAUAUACCUUCUCCUCCCGAUGUGAGCAAUUAUCUAGUUUUUGAGGACACAAUAUCAGCUUCUUCAACUGUCCCUGCAAUGACUGCUAGUAUAGAUCCUAGGCUUGCUUUCAUUUAA